AAUUCGGUUCGAAUGUCGCCGCCGUCGUCGCGCAUCAUUUUAUUGUAGUAACAGUUCACAUUCAGCAAUCGUCGGUAGCGGAAUACUUCGGUUCGUACUUCGUAGAGCGUAGACUUUCCGGCUCCGUGAUAUUGUUUGAAUUUCUACAAAGUAAAUAAACGUUAGUUUAUUAUAAACCUGUGUUUAUGGGAUUUGUUUUUGUGCUUGGCGAACGAACACCGGUUUUUGCUUUGAAAAUAAAAUAAUUGCACGUGCGGUUCUUCGGAAGGUGGUGGUUUAUUUAUUUAUUUUAAUUUUUAACCCAGUGGUUUUGUUUAUUUAUUUUUCGUUUCUCGUGUUUGUUUGAUUGCGAGUGUUAGGUCAGUUAUUUUAUUUAUCUAUUUAAAAUAAUUGUAUACAAUCUAUCUUUGCUUAUAGUUGUAAGUACUGCGUAGCUUAUAGCCAUUGGCAUUUCUACAUUACUUACCUACCUACCUACUGGUCAUUGGUGUUAAUUUAAUGUGUUUCAUUUUCAUCAGUCAAAUUGUAUUAUUGAUAAGUGCGUGCUGUUUGUAAUCAAAAAGUAAUAAAUAAAAUAAUCUCUUUUUUGUAUGUGAAAUUAUUGUUUUAAGUGCUGUGUGACGGACGCUCCUCAAGCGCGUAUUCGAUUCGGUGCAAUCUGAAGUCUAUAUAUAUAUGGGUAUAAAAUAAAUAUAAAUAAUAAUCGAAUAUAGAUUCAGAAAAGUAGUUCAUAAAUCAUACGACACAGCCUGUCAUUAAUUAAACAUUCAUAAGGAAAUCCAAAGUUUAAUGAUUAUUUAUAUAAUAUAAUAUUCGGGUGUGUGUGUGGGUUUAACUUAUACAAUUUUUAAAGGAGACUCUUCACAGCACGGAAGGCCAAUUACUUUUGCUUGAUGGUAAAUUGUUGUUAGCUCGGGACCUUAGCUCACUUUGGUGUAUUAACCACAAGGCACGUGGACGUUGUGUGGCACCAACAGGAUGAACGUACGUUGUAUAUGAUGCAAAUGAACCCAUGUAUCCGUAAAUAAUUUCAAGGAAUAGAAAAAAAGCGUUCACAUCCUUCAAAUUUAUUGACACCGUUUUCCAAUAAGAUCAUCAGUAAACAACAAAAAUAACAACAAGAACAAAGAUGGAAACAAAUCUUGACUAAAAAAAUCCUUCUUCAAGCCUGGCUUUAAAGCUUCUCUAUUCCGAAAACAACCACCGAUAAUACUAAAUUCAAAACAGCCAGAGAAAGUGAGAUAAAACUCCCGACCUAAAGUGCAUUUCUUGCUCAAAUAUGUGGUCAUAUCGAAUGCAACGUCUUGCUCUAGUUGCAAUCGUAGCACUAAUUUAUCUUAUGGAUUUGCUAUCAGCUGAAGAAAAUAUUUCCCAUCAACCUAAUCAUGGAAGCAGAGAUGCAACCUUAAAAUCAUCAUCUCAGACGCCUUCAUUAGCUUCGUCGAAAAAUACGACGACAACAACAACGACGUCGUCAUCUCCAAGAAGAAAGUCUCGCACUACACCAACGAACCACACACAAAGGACCAAGAAACUACCAAAUUCCCAACAGCCUCACGAACAUCGUCAUCACCAACAGCAUUCACUGCACCAACAACAACAGAACUCAGGCGGUUUGCCGCCGACGCUGUCACAAGCAAGCGGCAACUUAGACACUAUGUUGCCGUUCAAUGCGAUACCAUCAAUGGCUCAAGGGAUGCGUGAACGUAAGCCCAACAUAAUCCUCAUCUUGACCGAUGACCAAGAUGUCGAGUUGGGUUCAUUGAAUUUCAUGCCACGUACUUUGCGACUCCUGCGAGAUGGAGGCGCAGAGUUUCGACAUGCCUACACCACAACCCCAAUGUGCUGUCCUGCAAGAUCUUCCCUCCUAACGGGCAUGUACGUCCACAAUCACAUGGUCUUCACCAACAAUGACAACUGCUCCAGUCCCCAGUGGCAGGCGACCCACGAGACCAGAUCCUUUGCAACCUAUCUAUCGAAUGCGGGCUACCGAACCGGCUACUUCGGCAAAUACCUUAACAAGUACAAUGGGUCAUACAUUCCACCUGGCUGGCGGGAAUGGGGUGGUCUUAUAAUGAACUCCAAAUACUACAACUACAGUAUCAACAUGAAUGGCCAAAAGAUCAAACACGGCUUUGAUUAUGCUAAGGACUACUAUCCGGAUCUAAUAGCAAAUGAUUCAAUAGCAUUCCUGCGGCAAUCGAAACAGCAAAACCAAAGAAAGCCUGUUAUGCUGACAAUGAGCUUCCCAGCACCACAUGGCCCCGAGGACUCUGCUCCCCAAUAUAGCCAUUUGUUUUUCAAUGUCACAACGCAUCAUACCCCAUCCUACGACCAUGCACCUAAUCCAGACAAACAAUGGAUCUUACGAGUUACUCAGCCCAUGGAACCAGUGCACAAACGUUUCACAAACAUUCUGAUGACCAAAAGACUGCAGACCCUCCAAAGUGUUGACGUAGCCGUGGAGCGAGUUUAUAACGAACUUAAAGCACUUGGUGAACUCGAUAAUACGUACAUCAUUUACACCUCAGACCAUGGCUAUCAUUUGGGACAGUUCGGAUUGAUUAAGGGUAAAAGUUUCCCCUUUGAAUUUGAUGUACGAGUUCCGUUCCUAAUACGUGGACCAGGCAUUCAGCCGGCAAUUGUAGUCGAUGAAGUUGUGCUAAAUAUUGACUUGGCACCAACAUUCCUCGACAUGGGUGGGGUUCCAACACCCCCGCACAUGGAUGGUCGGAGUAUUUUACCAUUGCUCCUUAGUAGACACCGUAGCAUACGUGACCUAUGGCCGGAUACAUUCCUAAUUGAGAGUUCCGGUCGGCGGGAGACUCCAGAGCAAAUAGCCGAGUCUAAGGCGAGACUACAGGCGGAACGACUUGACAUGAAGUUAGUGAAUAGCACCUUAGUUGAGGACAUACCAAAGAAUAUAACUAACAAGGCGGCCAGCGUCGCUGUCACGAUGGUAGAGGUGGAGGGCGGCAAUUCGAGUGCUGAUGCCAUUCGUAGUAAUGAGGAAAAUGUUAACUUGGAAUCACAUGAGGAGCACGAUGAUUUCGAUGACAUUGAUGAUGAUACUAAGUUUGCUGACGAUGACGACGAUGAGGAUGAGGAUGAGUUCGAAAGUGACGUGGAUGAUGAUAGAGGAAUGAUAGAAAGCUCGACGGGGCUGGGUGAUUAUGGUGGUAAUGUAGACGCGCACACACAGCAACAGGAUCAAUUUGACAAUCAUUUGCCUCUAGCGCCGUAUAUGACAAAAAUGAUGCGAUUAAACUCAGAGUGUUCGGAUCCAGCACUGCUACAGAAUUGUCGUCCCGGCCAAAAGUGGAAGUGUGUUAACGAAGCGGGGCGCUGGAGAAAGCACAAGUGCAAAUUCCAUUUACAACUCCAACAUCAUUUAGCCGAAUUGAACAAAAUGCCCAAGCAGUCGAAGCGUAACUGUGCCUGCUUCACUCCCGACGGAGUUGUUUAUACCAAAAUCAAAACCAAUCGGGAUUAUUUUGGAACUCGUCUGCGUAAAAGAAAUCAAGCCUUCCUAACACGUCGUCAUAAACGUGCCACGUUCGAGGGAUUACCAUCGCAACCACCACAAAAUCGACAAUUUACGGAAGAAGAAAAUUCUUCUCCAAAUGAGAUUUACCUGAAUUAUUUUCCAAAUGAAAUUGAGAAACUGCUUGACAUAUCGAAUACCUUAUCGCUAAUUGAACACCAUCUUCGUGAUGGUUCACAAAAUAAUUCUUCCGGUGCUGGUGAUAGACGUGCGAAUGAGUUGAAAUACCGUCACAAACGAGAAACACCCAACUAUCUCGAUGGAACAACCUCCGCCUCAUCCUCAGCUACUCCCAAUGACCCAAUUACCAAAGUUAUUCAAGAAAUUCAAAGUACCCUGGAAACUCUGGAAGUGAAAUUCCUCGAACACGAACUGAAUACGAAUAACUUGACCCGUGGGAUAAGUAUUGGUGGCAGUGGUGGUAAUGGUGGGGGUGGAGGUAGGUCAUCACCAAAAAUUGGUGGCAAACUGGGAGCAAAAUGUUUCAUCGAAUCCGAAACGGGCAAAGUCAAUUGUUCUGAUGUGAUUUAUGACGACGAAAAGACAUGGCGCAAAUCACGCGGCCAAAUCGAUUUGCUGAUUAAAGUACUCAAGGAUAAGAUAAAUCAUCUCAAGGACAUUAAAAAGCAAUUGAAAGAAAACAAGUCGAUGACAGCAUCAGCUGCAUCCCCGGGUGGGAUGAUAAGAUUCGACGAUGUGAAUUAUGAUGAAGCUGAUGGCCUUGAAGAUGAAUUAAUGGAGAGCUCGACGGUGGAUGGUGGUGAUUUCCAUAACCCACGACGCCCUAACAAGGGUGGAAAGCGAGGAAGUAAAUUUGAUAGACUUCACCACAAUACCCGACCCAGGAAGCCCAUCAUACAGGAUGGCGGCCAAAUGCUGGACAUGAACUUUUUCCACACCCAAACAACAGAUCGUAAUGACAUUUUUGAAACACCGCAUAGAGCGAGUGGAAACGUGUUUGGCAAUCAUCCUCGACGCCGCGGAAGUGGUCACCAUAGAUAUCAUGGCCGAAGGCCUUUUGUUCAUAGAGUCAUAAGUACUACAACAACAACAACAGUCCCCACAACAACUGUAUUGGAUACCCAACCAAACCAAACAACGACUGCUAUUCCAAUUGCUUCUUCAGCCGCCCCCUCAUUUGAUUCUGUCACAUUGACAAAAGAUGGGGCAGAUCAAGUGCUUUCUAUGACCACAUUCAGUCCACCGACGACGACAUCUUCAAGUAGUGCGAGCAGCGGCAGUAGUAGUAGUAGCAGUAGUAGUGCUGCCCCAUCGACUCCAAGUGCAAAUGACAUCUCAAAUAACUUCAAUGAGGAAGACGCUUAUAACAUAAGAGUGCAACAACAUCAAGGAAACUUGAAUUCCAGAACGACAGAUCCAUUCCAUCAAGAAAAGUUUCAAUUUUCUGGACCAGCUGAGUGCUAUUGUGAACCGGAAAUCGAAAGUGACCCGGACGAAAAAGAACUUGCUCGUGAAGCACGUCGCAAAUUAAAAGAAGAACGUCAAAGAAAAAAAGAACGUAAACGAAUUAAAAAGGCACGCCUCGAAAAAGAAUGUCUUUCAGAGAAAAUGAAUUGUUUCUCGCAUGACAAUAGCCAUUGGAGAACAGCUCCAUUGUGGAAUGAUAGUCCUUUUUGCUUUUGCAUGAAUGCCAAUAAUAACACCUAUUCGUGUAUACGAACAAUAAAUGCCACCCAUGACUACCUGUACUGUGAAUUCACCACCGGGCUUAUAACCUACUAUAAUUUAAGAAUUGAUCCUUUUGAGACCUUAAAUCAAGCAUCCUCGCUAACCAUGGAGGAGAAAUCUUACAUGCACGAUACACUUAAUCGACUGAAAAGUUGUCGUGGCAAAGGGUGUACCGUGAGAAGACAUCACUUGCCUUCAGAAUCUGGAGGACAACACUCGAUGCGAGCACCAAAGAGAAAGCAACCAGGUUUCGUGACAUCUUCUUCCUAUCCAGAUUUUGAUGGACCAAAAGCGAAACGAAGGAAAAUCUCUAAAUGGACAAAUCAUACCAAAAGAAAAUCAUGGAAACAACAACCGCUCCAACAACAUCAACAAUCUCAAUUCAUACACCAAACCUACGGACGUGAAACGCCACCGUUACGACGAAAUCGCUACCAUCAGGGAUGGCAUCAUCAAAACAAACAACAACAACACCAAAUUCACUACCAAAACCAAUCACAUCACCAACACCAACAGCACAACAAAAGACGUCCCAUAUGGUCGUCGUCGUCCAACGAACGAGAUGUAAUAGCAGCGCCACCAGAGUCGAAAUAAAAAUAAACAAAAACGAUCAAAACUGCGAAUUCGGACAUUUUUUCAAAAAGGAAUCUAUUAGAUACAAAAUCAAGUGAUACUAACGAACCAGUGAACAACGACCAGGAAUUGCUCUUCGUAUAUAUUUUAUAAAACUCUGUGCAGAAUAUAAAUAAGCUUACAAGCAAGGAGAAGACGCUCAGGUCUUAAUAUGGACAAUGGACACUUCUACAACAACUAACAAAAAAUUAUCCUCACUUAAGCACAGCAAAUUUCUUUCAUUCAACACUAAUAAAAUACCUGCAUUGGAAAAACUCUUUUUCAAACUUAUUUUAUGUCAUUUAUCUAUGACCUACCUAAUUAUGUAUUUCUUUUCUUUUUUAACAAACUAUAAUUAUUAAUUGUGCAUUUUAAUCUAGUAAAUCAUUUAAACAUUAAGCUAAACAAGGUAUUAUUGUUAUUUAUAAAACUUUUGCUUUUUUUAUGUACAACUUUAGCUAAUAUUUUAAUUUUAUACAAAAAUGUUCAAUGAAGAAAAAGACUGUUUUAGGUUCAAAAUAAAAUACAAAACAAAAAACACAAAUAUUUUGCAUUUUUAUGAACCUUUUACUUUAAGCUUUCAAUUUAUAUUAAUUUAAAAAAAAAUAAUAAAAUUAAAAAUUUAAAUAAAAAAAA
Molecule: messenger RNA, 6481 nt
Organism: Eupeodes corollae
Lineage: Eukaryota; Metazoa; Arthropoda; Insecta; Diptera; Syrphidae
Gene: Sulf1
Product: extracellular sulfatase SULF-1 homolog
Exons: 17
Coding region: 1280-5827 (1515 amino acids)
Molecular function (GO): glycosaminoglycan binding; N-acetylglucosamine-6-sulfatase activity
Source: RefSeq, a predicted model, not a curated record